Messenger RNA from Symsagittifera roscoffensis, 4562 nucleotides. RefSeq lists its product as uncharacterized. The transcript is spliced from 20 exons. Bases 49 to 4143 code for a protein of 1364 amino acids. NCBI's taxonomy places the organism in Eukaryota, Metazoa, Xenacoelomorpha, Acoela, Convolutidae. The record is from RefSeq and is a predicted model, not a curated record.
GCAACAACAACGACAACUACAACCACGCCUCAACCAACCCAACAUGCCAUGUAUGAAAUAGUAAUCAGUGGGAGUGGUAACUACGGGUUCAUGCGUGUCUCUGAGACGGAGUACGCCCUAAUCCCCUCUCUUCAAGUCGUCACAAUCAGCUCACAGACAGCGGAGGCUGAGGCUAUUUCAGGCGUUUGCGACACACCUGAAAACGUAGUAGACAACGAGGUCACAGGCGCCCAGUUUCUUUUGGAUCUGGGGCUGCAUGACCACAUCCCUUUCUUCGUCCUCAAGAACAAAGACGGACACUACUACUGCUUCCAAAGAUACAUAGGAGGUGUAGUCGGAGGUGCUAUGGCAGAUGCAGUCGAAUGGAGAAUCAAUAUGGAACAUUGCACUCUACCAAAUUUCUUUUUCUGCAUCGUUCCUGACGUUCCCGAUGCCACAACGGAAGCAGUUCACCAGACAUACCUCGAGUACUUUUCGUCCAUACCCGACCUGCACCAGUUCACUAGUAGUGGUGAGAAGUACGGAUUCGUGUACUUCGAAUAUGGGAAGUAUGGUCUUGUUCCUUCUCUGAAAGUGGCCACUUUCAUGGACAAGUCAGAUCCUGAUUGCGUGGAGCCUGUCACGAAUGUAUUCACCCACUCUGAGACGGGGGCCGAGCUGUUAGCUGAGAUGCGCCCCCUCCCCCACAUAGACACAGUUGUUCUGCAGAACUACAGGGGACAAUACACUUGCUGGACCAGAUCGACUUCUGAUGCCAAUUCAUGGACCGAAGAUGGCCAUGAAUGUCAGUACUGGAGCACUACCAAGCACACCCUGUGUGCCAUACAAUCUCCCAGUGCCUUUCAAACCACAGAACUGACGAACUACUUCGAAGAACUGAAGAUGUCACGUGUUCACGUCUCCUCACUUGAUUCGCCAUAUGGCUUCUAUCAUCACGGGGAUGGAGUUUAUACUAUGUACCCUCGUUUUAAAAUGACAGCUGUUACGACAGAAUCGGCGAGUGCUUGUCAGAAUGACUUGCUGAACAACAUUGAAGAUGGAAACAUGGGAAUAGAAUUGAUCAAUGCGAUGGCAAAGUUCGAUGAAUCCGCUAUGAUCAGUCUUUAUGAUUUCGAAGCACGUCAACACUGCUAUAGUUACGCGAAUUCGUUCACCUCAUGGAGUCUUCGAGAUAACUGUUUGCCUAAUGCGGGUCAAUCAGUUCAAUUCUUAUGCCCCCUGAGCCCAAUUCCCGACUCAGUUUUCCAAUCCGACUUCGAUGAAGCGAGAGAGAUUUACGAUGCUCACUUUGCUCCUAGUUUCAAAACUUACUUCGUCGGCCAAUCAGAUUUCAAAUAUGGAUUUGUAGUCGUGGAUCAUGUUGAAAAUGUGUUCAUGCUAUUGCCGAGUCGUAUAACGGUGCACGUUGAGGAAACUAAGUUGCAGCAAAUAAGUUGCGACAGUCCCUUCAACGUAGUAGACGGGGAUGAAACUGCAAUUGAGAUGCUUCAGUACUUCAUCAAAAAUAUAACCGACAGAGUAGACAACUUCGCCAUGAAGGACUUCGCUAAUGAGUGGAGGUGUUUCAAAUUCAACCAGCAACCGUUCGAAUGGUCUGCAAUUGAAUGCAACUUCAACGAAGGCACAAUUCUCUACCACAUUUUCUGUCCUUAUUCAGUCCAACCUGAAGUUAAGCAGUCUGCGUUGACUUCAUAUUUCAACGCCAUGCCCUUUAAUCCCGAUACAGACCUGUAUGAACUCUUGUAUCUGGACGGUUCGGCCGAAUUGGGGAUGAUGAAAGUUCCCAACUUUCAGUUUAUGAUGUUUCCAAUAAUGGAAUUUGUGCAAAUCUCUGGAGAUUCCAACCAACUCAACCAAGUUUCCUGCAACGCGCCAACGGGAGUGAUCGAAACAGCUGCCGAAGGACUUUCUUUGGUUCAUCAUCUCAACUUGGAUCCCGAUUUGACCCCCAAUAUCACAUUCCUCGAUAUUAGCCAAUCAUUUGUCUGUUUCAAAUAUGUCAGCGCAGCCAACCAAUGGAAUCAAGACACUCAGAACUGCGACGAGUUCAACUCAUUUUAUCAAUUAUGUUCAGCUUUUGUUUCUGAUGACGUAAUCGAAGCUUCCCGACUUUCAAUAGAAGAAGUCCGGCGCGAUAGAAAUGUCUCGAUUUUGGGGUAUGGAGAUGUAGUUGUUGGCGGGAUUACCGUUUUGACUUAUAAGGGAGGCAGAUUGUUCAAGGUUGAACCAGAUGGAACGGAAUCUUUUCUGACUUUUGCGAAGUAUACAACAAGCUCAGUGCCUGCAUAUUGUACUAUCUCGGCGUUGAAUGUUGCUCAAAACCAGGCCGCAAAUUUUCUAGAUGCUUUGAUGCUGAUUCCGAAAUAUUCGCAUAUUGCCUUCAUUGGUAGUGACGGCAACUUGGUGUCAGUGUCCAAGCCUGGAGUGGCAAACACUGACUCCAUGUUCCACUUCUUCUGCGACUUCCAGUAUUUCAGUGGUUCGUUGACUCCGUUUGAGUUCGUGCCCGGUGAAGAGUUCUAUGGUUAUGCCUCACUACGGAAUGACGGCCUUCUCGCUAUUCUACCGACAAUGACACUAGCGCGAAUCAGUAGAGAGACUUCCGAGUUUUCUGCAGAUGCAGCACGAUGUGAUCUAGUCCAAAAGACAGUCUACUCCCUUGACCAAGGAGCUCUUUUUCUGGAGAGUCUGAGCCUAAACGAAAAAGUGAUCAGGUUUGGACUCACUCAUGCAGACGGAAGCCCAAUCUGCUAUUCCAGGAUUUCUGGAUCUUGGAAACACCAUGUAUACGGCUGUGAGAACCCAUAUAACCACUACUUCUGCAAAGAUUCAGAAGCAAAUCUAACCGGUCAUGAGGUGACCUCACUCUACGACAAUUACGUCACGCUUUUCAGCCGCCACGCGCCUGGACCAUAUAUGGCUACUGAUGGUCAAUACGGAUUCCUGUAUAAUGAUAUAGGAAUCUACUCAAUGCUGCCAACCGAGACGAUUCUGAAAUUUUCGACCGAGAAGUCAAGUUUAUCGAACGUUCCCUGUGACUCGCCUUCGAACUUGUUUUCAACCGAUGACAUUGGCAAUGAGCUGGUUGAACUGCUUGACCCCUUGCCAUACGUAGAGGUCCUUUCGCUGAAGAAUGCAGAUGGCGAGUGGAGAUGUUGGCAAAAUCAACCGGUUGUCCAAGAUGGAUUCAAUGGCUCACCCAUUAUCGUCUACGAGUGGAUUCAAAGCGACCAAGCUUGUCAGUCAGAUUAUAGUUCAUUCCUUUGUCCCUUUAACCCGACGAACCCGGCUGACCUCGACGCAAUCAACAAUGAAUUGCUAUUAAUCAGACGCGCUCUGCACGAAGCAAAAGUGAGAAUUUUGCCCAGUGAUGCAGGGGCUGGUUUCUACCAUUACGGAGAUGAUGUAUACGCUGUUUAUCCGUUCUUGACAACGGCAAGGCUGUUGAUUAAAGUCACUGUAGUCACUGUCUCGUGCAACUACUACCCGGCCUUCUUUGACUCGGUGAAAACUUUUGAGCUUGUCACUCUUCUGGACAGGGAUCCAAGUGAACUGGUGAUUUUGCCUCUGACAGAUGGCCAAUGGGUCUGCUACAACUACAAUAAUGCAAGCAACGCUUGGGAGCUGGUUCCGGACGGUUGUUACGACGAGGGCUUGGAAAUUACUGUCUUUUGCGCCGAAAGCGUGACCGAGUCAGAUUCGGACUUGAUGCGACAGAUCUACGAAGACUUCUUCGAGAUUCCCACCUUCCUCUAUAUCACCCUGACAACUGACCCCAGUUUCAAAUUGGUACCUGUUCCCGAUGAAGUGAACGUGUUUGGGUAUGUUCCGGGAAGAAAAUUUAUGGCAGUUCAAGCAGAAGCUCUCCGACUUAAUUCAAUUCUUUGUGAGACUGAGUUUUCUGUGACUGGGACUGCUAUGGCUGAAGAGAUCAUGCAAAGUGUAGGAAUCGAUACCCAACAACCCGAAGUGAACAAAAUUGCCAUGAAAGACCAAACUGGUUCCUGGAUAUGCCUGCUGAUAAAUGCAGCGUCGGCAUGGGAAGCGGCACCUUGCGAUGGUUCCCACUACUUCCACUUCUGUGAUGCUACAGUGUUCGACCCCCUGCACACCCAAAUGAACAUAUUCAUGAAAUCACUCUAACUCAUUGUGUGCUUACUACUGGUGGAAGCGGGCACAGUUUUAUUUAUCGUUUAAUCGGUAUCUUCUAGAAAAUUUGAGAAAAAAAACUAAGAAAAAAAUGACGUUUGAAAGGCAUCCACCAAUCAAAAUCGGGAAUGAGGGGGGCAUUAACUUAAUGGCCCCCCAGCAUUUUAUACCUAAAAAGUUCAAGGAUCAAAACUUAGAAGACGUAAAACAAAUGACGUUUCCGAAUUUGAUUCCAUACAAUCCAUACAAACGGUGUGAAAUAGUUCUCAAGAGUCAAGUUAUGAAAUCGGUUAAUCGGUUAUAAACCACUUCUAUCUCUGAUGGUGUGACAUUCAUCUCAUCUCAUACAACAUAAAAUUGUAAACAUAAUUGCACAAACAUAACUAUAUUGACGAAACAAAAGAAAUUUAAAA